AUGUCCCGUUAUCAACAGCGCGUCAUGAGCGACCUCGAGGAGACUCUGGCUUCCCUGAGCUUCAAAACAGUACCAUCCCUGACGCCCCUUGACUCACAAGUGCAAUCCGGCGAAGCCAUUUUACCUGACCUACCGGAUGGCUACGAAGCCCAUGGGUGUCACUAUGUCCUUGGCUGGACUGAAAUAGAUCAUUUGCAGGCCCUCGGCCGGGCGUACUAUAAAGGCGACUCGACCCGCCAGGUCGAUUGGGACUGUAUCGCUAUGGCGCAGCUCAAGCUCAUGGCAGGCUACCACAACCUUUACUGGGCUUCCGCACUACCCGAUGACGUCCUCGUGCCCCCGCCCGCAUACGCUGGUCGCCCUCAGGGAUGUCCUCUAGUUUUUGCGAUAUUGAGUUCAGCAACCAUGGACUCGCCCAGCGCUCGAUUGUCGCAGGCGCAGUACGACUGGUUGGUGGCAGCCUUCGACGCCAUAUCUCCGUCACUUCUGGUCUUCGGCAUUCAUAUGGCCUCGCUAGAUCUCCCGCAAUGA
This is a messenger RNA of Postia placenta MAD-698-R-SB12, 531 nucleotides long. RefSeq lists its product as hypothetical. Lineage: Eukaryota; Fungi; Basidiomycota; Agaricomycetes; Polyporales; Adustoporiaceae. The coding region runs from base 1 to 531 and encodes 176 amino acids. The transcript has 3 exons. The record is from RefSeq and is a predicted model, not a curated record.